CCGUUUUCGCCCCUCGCUUUCAUGCCUCACCUCCCGCGGAGAGUUUAUACAACGAACCAUUCUUUAUCUGACAUCCAAGCACACCUUCCAUUCUUUUCUUACAUGCCAAGACUGGUCUUGCCAUCUAUCGAAGCUUUUUGUAAUCCUCAUAUACCUGUAUUUUUUUUUGCACAUAUAGCCGACAACAUGUACGGACGCUUCAUCCUUCUUGUUGCCACUUUCACUCUCUCUAUUGUGGCUGCUCCGAUUCCAGUAGCCUCUCCAGAUAACUUGACUAUAGAGACUGUUAUCAAAGGUCGAUCUGAGAUCCUCCCCCGAGUUGUCGUUGUUGAUGAUAAACGACAGACAAUCUCCGAUGACGGGAAUGAAGUUGUUAGCCAUAAGCGUCAAACCAUUUCUGACGAUGGGAAUGAGGUGGUUGGACAUAAGCGACAAACCAUCUCCGACGAGGGUGACGAAGUAAUCGGCCACAAACGACAGACCAUCUCCGACGAGGGCAACGAAGUAAUCGGUCACAAGCGGCAGAAUAUCUCCGACGAGGGAGAUGAAGUAGUCAGCCAUUGAAGACAAGUCACCGCAGACGGUGGAAACUACGUGGUCGGACAUUGAUCUUUUGCGCCAGAGGCCUUCGUGUCAAAGGCUGCAAAGGUAGUCAUCAACGGCGACCUUGUCAGUUGAAUAAGAUCCGCACAGGCCUUAUCGAGACUCGGACCUCCAGUUAUACCAGUUGCGCUAGAUUUCCUUCAGUGUUCCUCGAAUCUUUACCCGCGCAGGAAAGUGUCGAAUUCUCAUGUCGUUAUGAGACUGAGGGCAGUCGAGGUUCAUUUUGUGCUGCAAGGUUGCACUUGCAG
This is a messenger RNA of Lindgomyces ingoldianus, 851 nucleotides long. RefSeq lists its product as uncharacterized. NCBI's taxonomy places the organism in Eukaryota, Fungi, Ascomycota, Dothideomycetes, Pleosporales, Lindgomycetaceae. The record is from RefSeq and is a predicted model, not a curated record. The transcript is spliced from 2 exons. Bases 22 to 564 code for a protein of 180 amino acids.